GGACAUUUUAGAAAUAUUCGUAAAUCUCCUAAACCCGAUCCUUUGUACAGAAAGAAACCUUUCGCUGGCUCAGGUUUCAGAUCGCCUGAACUAAAACAAAAUGCUCCGAUCACUUCUCCUCCGCCGCUCCAACGCCCGUUCGCUUCGACCCCCAUUUCCCCCUCUCCGCACUCUAUGCACUUCCGGUCAGACCUUGACUCCAGCCCCUCCACCGCCGCCUCCUCCUCCACCGCCGAUUUCAUCCUCCGCCUCAGAAAAGGAGUUCCGUAAAUACGCCGGAUACGCAGCACUCGCUCUCUUCUCCGGCGCCGCAACUUACUUCUCCUUCCCCUUCCCCGAGAACGCCAAACACAAGAAGGCUCAGAUCUUCCGAUACGCUCCUCUCCCCGAAGAUCUCCACACCGUCUCUAACUGGAGUGGUACUCACGAGGUCCAGACCAGGAACUUUAACCAGCCGGAGACUCUCGCCGAUCUCGAAGCUCUCGUCAAGGAAGCUCAUGAGAAGAAGAACAGGAUCCGACCCGUUGGAUCCGGUCUUUCCCCCAAUGGGAUCGGUUUGUCUCGCUCGGGGAUGGUGAAUUUGGCGCUCAUGGACAAGGUCCUCGAGGUGGAUAAAGAGAAGAAGAGAGUCCGUGUGCAGGCUGGGAUUAGGGUUCAGCAGCUUGUUGACGCCAUUCAAGAGUAUGGUCUCACUCUCCAGAACUUUGCUUCCAUUAGAGAGCAGCAGAUUGGUGGCAUCAUUCAGGUUGGGGCACAUGGGACAGGUGCUAGAUUGCCUCCUAUCGAUGAGCAAGUGAUUGGCAUGAAGCUUGUCACUCCUGCUAAGGGAACUAUUGAGCUUUCUAAGGAUAAUGAUCCGGAGCUCUUUCAUCUUGCUCGAUGUGGCCUUGGUGGACUUGGAGUUGUUGCUGAGGUCACCCUCCAGUGCGUUGAAAGACAGGAGCUUUUGGAGCACACUUACGUCUCCACCUUGGAAGAGAUCAAGAAAAAUCACAAAAAGUUGCUCUCUACAAAUAAGCAUGUCAAGUACCUGUAUAUUCCAUAUACUGACACGGUCGUGGUUGUUACAUGCAACCCUGUAUCAAAAUGGAGUGGGGCACCUAAGGACAAACCAAAGUACACUACAGAGGAGGCUUUAAAGCAUGUCCGUGACCUGUAUAGAGAGAGCAUUGUUAAGUAUAGGGUCCAGGACUCUAGUAAGAAGACUCCUGACAGUAGGGAGCCAGACAUUAACGAGCUUUCAUUUACAGAGUUGAGAGAUAAGCUGAUUGCCCUAGAUCCUCUCAAUGACGUUCACGUUGGAAAAGUGAAUCAAGCUGAGGCUGAGUUUUGGAAAAAAUCAGAAGGAUACAGAGUAGGGUGGAGUGAUGAAAUCCUGGGCUUUGACUGUGGUGGUCAACAGUGGGUAUCAGAAACUUGUUUUCCUGCUGGAACUCUCGCUAAACCUAGCAUGAAAGACCUUGAGUACAUAGAACAGCUGAAAGAGUUGAUACAAAAAGAAGCAAUACCAGCACCUUCUCCCAUAGAGCAGCGUUGGACAGGCCGAAGUAAGAGCCCUAUGAGUCCUGCAUUCAGCACUGCAGAGGAGGACAUUUUCUCAUGGGUUGGUAUAAUCAUGUAUCUCCCGACAGCAGACCCUCGCCAGAGAAAGGACAUCACGGAUGAAUUUUUCCACUAUAGACAUUUGACACAGGCAAAAUUGUGGGACCAGUAUUCUGCGUAUGAACAUUGGGCUAAAAUUGAGAUACCAAAGGAUAAAGAGGAACUUGAAGCCCUACAAGAAAGACUCAGAAAACGAUUCCCGGUGGAUGCAUACAACAAAGCACGAAGGGAGCUGGACCCAAACAGAAUUCUCUCAAACAACAUGGUGGAAAAGCUCUUCCCUGUCUCCAAGACUGCUUAAAAACAUUUUCAUCAAUAGUUUUUUUGCUCCUUGAAGUACCACUUUUGGAAUCCUAUAACGUUGCAUCUACAAGUGUUUGUAAGAAGAGUGAAGCCGAUAUAUUGGUCACAAAAAAAGUUUACAUUGAGUUUUACUACUAUUUUUUUUUUCGCAGUUCCCCUGAAUAAAUAUACUUGUUGUUCUA
This is a messenger RNA of Brassica napus (rape), 2087 nucleotides long. RefSeq names its product L-galactono-1,4-lactone dehydrogenase, mitochondrial. Gene Ontology annotation, cellular component: membrane. Bases 101 to 1903 code for a protein of 600 amino acids. The record is from RefSeq and is a predicted model, not a curated record. NCBI's taxonomy places the organism in Eukaryota, Viridiplantae, Streptophyta, Magnoliopsida, Brassicales, Brassicaceae. The transcript has 6 exons. Gene Ontology annotation, molecular function: D-arabinono-1,4-lactone oxidase activity; galactonolactone dehydrogenase activity; FAD binding.